AACGCCUGGCCCUGCAAUGCAGACCUUGGGGCUAGCCUGUCAAUGGCGGCUUCGAGAGCUGCACCCUUCAGCCUUUGAAUGAAUGGCCGGUGCUCUGUCGCGACACACGGCGCGGACAGCGCCGUGUUAAUGCAACGUAUGAGUAGAAUACGCGAGCUUGGCGUUUCGGGGCCGGUCGGUGUAAUUGCGAGUCCGCGGACGCGCUCGUGCGCUAGCGGCUAAGCUAGCUAACAGCAGCCCGGUUGUUAGACGCUAUUCCAAUCUGGCAACCCUGCGGCUCGCACCGCUGGAUUUACGCCGAAUUCCUUUCACCGUCCCGCGCCGCUUCAGGCGGAGUUGCCCGUUUCAACACACGACAUCUCAUUUGGAUUUCACCGAUUUAUAUAUUUGCAGAAAAGUAGCCGCGAAUGCACAUUGUUGCAGAAUCUUUCCAAACUUUCCUCAUGCUCAUGGGGGACAUUUUUUUUUGGUAUGUUUCCGGGUUUCACAGCAAAACGUUACUUAACGCUACAACAUCAAACUUUCACCACAAAGUACGAUUAAUUAAAAAAAAACGAUGACAAUCUUACAGACAACACGCAGUUAUUGCUCUAUAUGUUUGCGGCACUGGAAAGCGGCUGAUCAGAGCAGUCUCACGUCACACAACGGGCCGGGUUCUGAUAACGUCAGGUGUUGAUUCAAAGCGCUCAGGCAACGAUCGCGUCCAGUGAACGCAGGCUUUUGUUGGCCAGAUACCGAUCGCACCGCAUUCUGGUUAUUGUUUGUCUAGACCAGCCAGUGAAACUCGGCGGAGCUCCUCCCUGACCGCGGGCUGCGCCGCGCCGCGCCGCGCACCGUGACUUGUGAAAAGGCCAGCUGCCAGCGUUGAUGGAUGCUGCUCCAUAAAGCAGCCGGGCAGCGGAGAGACUCCCAGUCGCUUGUCAAUUUUGGAGGCUUAAUGUGAAUCAUGACAGAAUAUAAGCUGGUAGUGGUCGGAGCUGGUGGCGUUGGCAAGAGUGCAUUAACUAUUCAGCUCAUCCAGAAUCACUUUGUGGACGAAUAUGAUCCCACGAUUGAGGACUCGUACAGAAAGCAGGUGGUGAUUGAUGGAGAGACGUGUCUGCUGGACAUCCUGGACACUGCAGGUCAGGAGGAGUACAGCGCCAUGAGAGAUCAGUACAUGAGGACAGGGGAGGGCUUCCUCUGUGUCUUUGCCAUCAACAACACCAAGUCCUUCGAGGACAUCCACCACUAUAGAGAACAGAUUAAGCGGGUGAAGGACUCUGAGGAUGUUCCCAUGGUGUUGGUGGGAAACAAGUGUGACCUCCCGUCCCGGACAGUGGACACCAAGCAGGCUCAGGACUUAGCACGCAGCUACGGCAUUCCCUUUAUCGAGACCUCAGCCAAAACCAGACAGAGGGUGGAAGAUGCCUUUUACACUCUGGUACGGGAGAUCAGGCUGUACCGGCUCAAUAAGCUCAGCAAGGAAGAAAAGACUCCGCGCUGUGUCAAGCUUAAAAAAUGUGUUGUGAUGUAAAAAAGGGGGGGUUGAUGAUGCCUUUUACACACUAGUGCGAGAAAUCCGGAAGCAUAAGGAGAAGAUGAGCAAGGAGGGCAAAAAGAAGAAAAAGAAGUCCAAGACAAAGUGUACACUCAUGUGAAUGAUCAUCCCUUUCCCAGACAGACUUAAAAAAAAGCAACCACGUUGAACAUUUAAAGUAAAACAUUUUGUACAUUACACUAAAUUAUUAGCCUCUUUGAGAACCCACCAUACGGAUUACUAAACCUGACCCAACCUGUCCUUGUCUGUUAUUUGCUACCUAGUCACCAAUAGGCUUUAUUUUCAGCUUAGUGCCAGUUGCCCACGUGCGUUGGUCCAACAGCCUCUGUGAUUUUAUAGCAUAAUGUUAAUUUGGGUAAUUUUAUAUAAUUGAAGAGCGAACUAAUCUUCUCACAACUCAUGUUUGACAAAUGAGAUGUCAAUAACGUAGUUUUUCCUCCCAUUGCUUAAAAGGUCUGGGUCUUCACGCCCUUUCUAAGUUUGGGAUGCCAAAGAAUGAAUUUCCAAAACAAAACAAAACAAGUGCAGAAAGGACCAACAUUCGGCCAGGCGAGAUGCAAAUGUCCCAGCCACCGCGUAACGUCCCAACUACGACCUUUAGAUAUGUCUUUAUGUCACUGAUCUAAGUAUGCAUGCAACUCCUACUCUUUGAAUGUUUUAACACCCUAAUUAGCUAAUAAAUAAUUAGCCGUUUGUCAAUGCGUCGUACUGUGUGGGAAGUGAUUCUUGCCUACAUGAGGUGUUUUCUUUUUCCUGCAUGCAUUUUGUCCUAGAUGACAUGGGUGUUGCAAACUGCGUCUAGUCGAUGCAUUGAAUAGAGCCAGCAACGAGGAACUCCAGAACCCCAGUGGACACCGGUUUACUUUUACCAGGUUAUUGAACUAUAAUCAAUAUUUGCUUCUACAAGAGAAACGGGCAGUCUUAUUUUUGCUUCAAAUCCAUGAUAUCGUGGGGUUUCAUCUGUUUUCUGAUGAUAAAAUGUACGUAGCAGAAGGGGUUGUGUUGCUCAGAGUCAUUUUAUGUUGAAAGGAUCAAUGCCUCAUCAAAGGGAAAAGCAUUUCUCAACAUUAUGGAUUUAAUAUUUUCUGCUUUUACUUCCUCCAAGGCUUAAAUGCAGGAUUGUUGCAAAUAAAUUGGGGUAUAAAUAAUGAUUGAACUCCUUUUGUCAACGCUCCCAAAUGGAGAGUUGAUAUUUAGCAGAAUGUGUCUUUAAGUACAAUAUUUGAGAUGAAUCUCAAGUAUUCAGUGUACUAUAGUGUCAUGCCUUGCACAUUUUUAAAGCUGGCGACUCAUUUGCUUGAGACUGUGCAGAAAAGCAGAAUGCAUGUUAUCAGCAGCUUCCAGGAACAUUUCUUGUGGUGCGGUGUCACAAAGGUUGCUUAAAAUGUUAUCCAAAUGAAUUUUCACAUUCUUCUGUGGAGCUUUUGGAUUCGUUUCCUGAAGUGUUUGGUGGGCUGCCUUUCAAUAGAGAUGACUGUUGAGCAAUAUAAUUUGUCAUUUCUCUCACCAAGCUUGUGUAAUGCGGUGAUGUAACUGGAACUGACAUUUGUAAAUGAGGCAAUAAUUGCCAUAAAAUUGUUUUUUUUUUUUUUUUUUUUUUAAGAGAGUCUGAAUUUACUAAAAAUAGUCCUGGUUUCUUUGUGUCACCCCAUAUGUCACCUCUUCCAUUACAUUCACGAGUUGUUCCCCAGGGGACUUUUAUUUGCAUUAGGUGCUACAUUUACAGUAGAAAGAACCGAGACAUUUACUUUGUCCUGUGUGUUUGUGUGUGUGUGCCCUCGAGGAAUACACAAAAUGCUGUUUUGGGGAAGCGAUGCUGUUGACACAGAAAUUUCAGACAUGACACAUUUGGCAUUGAGGAUUAAUGAAUAUUGACCCAGUUUAUUAUUACCUCUGUUUGUUAUGAAGUAGAUAAUAACUGUUAAUGCAAUUUUAAUUAUGGAACCAUCCUGUUAACAAUACAGUUUGAAAGUAGUUUUACUGAAAUGUUUGAAAUGUUCCUCCUUCCUUUUAUUGCGUGCCAACAGCUGAUUUCUGAAAUGUAUCAUUUAUACCUGGAUCGUAUUUUAGCAACCUUUGUAUAGUUGUGAUACUGAAAGGUGCAUAUUUUGUAAAUUGUGCUUCAUUUCGUUGGUGUGUCUAUGAAUGUUGCUUUACUGGAGUUUCACUCCGCUCGGUGUAUGUGACUAGAGAGUGUGACUGGGUCCAGGUUUAGGGGAGUGAAUGAAUGACCACUUUACAACACACCUUCUGUGGGCAGCGUAGAGUGGUGAUCUGAUCUCAAAUGAGUCUAUUUUUUGCCAUGAAUCUCACCACUCCUAUUUAAUGUGUAAUAAAGAACAAAGUAAAGAUGA
Betta splendens (Siamese fighting fish) is the source of this 3894-nucleotide messenger RNA. It is a transcript of the gene kras, whose product is annotated as v-Ki-ras2 Kirsten rat sarcoma viral oncogene homolog. Gene Ontology annotation, biological process: Ras protein signal transduction. The coding region runs from base 947 to 1516 and encodes 189 amino acids. Gene Ontology annotation, cellular component: plasma membrane. Gene Ontology annotation, molecular function: GTPase activity; GDP binding; GTP binding. Lineage: Eukaryota; Metazoa; Chordata; Actinopteri; Anabantiformes; Osphronemidae. The record is from RefSeq and is a predicted model, not a curated record. The transcript has 6 exons.